Morchella importuna is the source of this 327-nucleotide messenger RNA. RefSeq lists its product as uncharacterized. The transcript has 4 exons. The record is from RefSeq and is a predicted model, not a curated record. Bases 1 to 327 code for a protein of 108 amino acids. Lineage: Eukaryota; Fungi; Ascomycota; Pezizomycetes; Pezizales; Morchellaceae.
AUGAAAUGUCACGGUGAAUGUCUCAAACAACUGAAAGAGACACUUAACAACCAGUUCAUCCGAGUUACUAAACAGCUUAGAGUUAAGCCAAUCGAAAAUAACCUGUCCCAAAAACCCGUCGACGCCCCUUUCCUUUGCGCUUUUCCAACCAACCUCUCAUCAACUUUGCAAAGGCCAUCACCGCUUCUUCUACCCACCCAUCACGACACCUGGAGCAACGUUCAACGUCUGUUUCUCAACACACGAUAUCUGUCGUAUUCAUCAUCACCUAAGCUUUUCCUCUUAUCUUCGUCACGAAAUAACGGACCUUUUUUUAAAGAAGAUUAA